AUGGCCGGGUCCCAGCUGAAGCGCCUCAAGGCGUCGCUCAGGGAGCAGGGCAUUACUGGGCCGCAGCAAUCCAAGAAGCAGAAGCGCAAGCUCGCACAGGACGGCCGCGCCCGCAAUGAGAAGAGGUUGCAAAGGGGAGUGGUCCUCGAAGGCAUUCGCGACCAGUUCAACCCUUUUGACCUCAAGCAUGCGAAGGGCCCGAAAUUUGAGGUCACGUCGAACAAGACACUUACCGGGGAUGCGGCAAAGGGCAUCAGGGGUCGCCCAGGACAAGCCAGGGCGGCUGGUGAGGAACGACGUCGCGAAACUCUCCUAGUCGACAUGCAGCGCCGCAACAAAGUCGGCGGCAUUCUGGACCGUCGAUUUGGCGAGAACGACCCGACCAUGGCACCCGAGGAUAAGAUGCUGGAACGUUUCGCACGAGAAAAGCAGAGGAGCCACAAGAGAAGUUCCAUGUUCGACUUGGAAGACGAUGAGCCGCUAGAUGGUGGCCUCACUCACGGGGGCAAGGCUCUGACUUUUGACGAUGAAGAACCUGUCGACGACUUUCAAGAGGAUGACUUGGAAGGCUACGACAGCGAUGGCUCCGUGCGGGAGAGGCAGCGCCUCAAGCGCAUACGCGCCAUGGGCAGCGAGGCGAACGAGGACGAGGACGAGCAACCGGAACGGAAGAAGACGAAGAAAGAAGUGAUGGAGGAAAUUAUUGCCAAGUCGAAAAUGCACAAGUACGAGAGGCAAGCGGCCAAAGAGGACGACGAGGAACUGCGGGCCGAGCUCGAUAAAGACCUCCGAGACAUCCAAAUGCUGCUGACAUCGAGCUCUAAGCAUCCUGAAGCGCGUGGUGCAGCAAACGCGCUCGCCUCUACCAUUGCUGGCGAGGACAGGGACGCAUUUGAGAAGAACUACGACCUCCAAGUGAAGCAGCUGGCACAGGACAAGAGGGCCCAGCCCACCGAGCGCACCAAGACAGAGGAGGAAAGGUUGGAAGCGGAAUCGCAAAGGCUCCGAGAGCUCGAGGAGAAGCGACAGAAACGGAUGAGAGGCGAGGAAGUUUCUGACAGCGAAGACAGCGGCGACGACAAGAAGGUUGCCGAUGAGGAUGACAAUGCAUCCGAAGAUGACGACUUUGGCCUUGGCAGCGGCAUCAGGACUCGACCCACAGCCACCGAGCUCGGAUUCGACGAUGAGGACGAUUUCAUUAUCGACGACGACCUAGUUGCAAGCGGCUCUGAGCUCGAGCUUCUGGACAGCGACGACGAGUCGGAUUCUGAGGCAGGAUCUGGAGACGAAGGGCCAGGCGAGGACGAUGAAGAAGACGAUUUCACCGCGGGCUUACUCAACGAGGAAGAGGCGCGAAACCCCGUCUUCAAAGCCGAGUCUGCUGCAAAGACUUCGGCACUGCAAAAGCCCGACGAGCAUGGUUUGCCGUACACGUUUCCGUGCCCUCAGACCUGCGAGGAAUUUAUGGCUAUCACGAAGCCAUUCCCCAGCCAAACUAUCCCCACCAUCGUUCAGCGCAUACGAGCACUUUAUCAUCCCAAGCUCGACAGCAAGAACAAGGAGCGGCUCGCCAACUUCUCUCUGGCCCUGGUUGACUUUAUCUCCUCAGAGUGGAGCGGCGAUUCCUCCCCGUCGUUUUCAGUGCUGGAAAGCGUUGUGCGACAUAUCCACUCCCUCUCAAAGAUGUUUCCGCUCGAAAUUGCGCAGAAGUUCAGGGAACGCAUCACGAUGAUUGGCAGCGAGCGGCCGUUGGCCCUUGAGCCGUCGGAUCUCAUCCUCCUCACAGCCGUUGGAACCAUUUUCCCCACCUCGGAUCACUUCCAUCAAGUAGUUACACCCGCGAUGCUGACUAUUGGACGGGCGCUUGGGCAACAAGUUCCUCAAAACUUGGCCGACUAUGCUGUCGCAACGUAUCUGUCGAUCAUCGCCUUACAGUACCAGCACCUUUCGAAACGAUACGUUCCCGAACUAGUCAACUCUUGUUUGAACACCAUUUGCGCUCUCGCACCCACGGCAUCCUCAAAGCAGCUAGGCAACUUUCCUCAGCACGAACCCCCAGCCGGCGCCCGGAUUCAGAACGCCACCGCAGUGUCGCCGAGGAAGCUAUCGUUUGCAGAUUGCCUCGCAUUCGAGGUGAAAGGGAAAGCAGCUGCCUCUCUCAAAGUUGCCAUCCUCGAUACGACUCUGCAAAUUCUCGACGCGAGUGCAGAUCUGUGGACAGGCAAAGACGCUUUCCCGGAAACAUUCAACCAGGUUGCUUCCGUGCUUAAACUGCUGCACGGGCAGCCUACCCGUGCGCACUUGCCUGCCGCGCUCUUUGACCGCGCCGAGAAACUGGGAGCCAAGGUAGCCCGCAUGUUGCGGCUUGCGCAGAUCUCACGCCGCCCCUUGGAGCUGCAUCGCCAUCGCCCCCUCGCCAUCAAGACAUAUAUUCCCAAGUUCGAGGAGACAUUCGACCCAGACAAGCACUACGACCCAGACCGCGAGCGCGCCGACCUGGCCAAGCUCAAGGCGGAACACAAGCGGGAGCGCAAGGGUGCUAUGAGAGAAUUGAGAAAGGAUGCCAAUUUCAUGGCGCGGGAGAAGCUGCGCAUCAAGAAGGCCAAGGACGAGGCCUACGAGAAAAAAUACAAGCGCCUCGUCGCGGAGAUUCAGAGCGAAGAGGGCCGCGAGUCGAACGCGUACGAACGGGAGAGGUCAGCCCGGAAGAGAGCGAGGAACAGGUAG
Messenger RNA from Purpureocillium lilacinum, 2727 nucleotides. RefSeq names its product nucleolar complex protein 14. NCBI's taxonomy places the organism in Eukaryota, Fungi, Ascomycota, Sordariomycetes, Hypocreales, Ophiocordycipitaceae. Gene Ontology annotation, cellular component: Noc4p-Nop14p complex; nucleolus; small-subunit processome. The record is from RefSeq and is a predicted model, not a curated record. Gene Ontology annotation, biological process: maturation of SSU-rRNA.